GUAUGAUUAAUAGAACAGAGCUUGUGAGUCAGCUGAUCGUUCUGUCGCAAAGGGGUUUUUGUAAAUUUUAUUCGUUCGUAUUUUUAUGAAGAAAUUUGUUCGGUAUUUUCCGUGAAGACAGAAGUAAAUCGUCGUAAAAUGAGUGACAGUGAUAGUGACGACUGGUCUGAAGAAUGGGUUCCAUAUAGCCAGCGCAACGAGUGGUCUGAUGUGAUUCCUAUUCCACAAGAUGAUGGCGAGCACCCCGUGGUUGCUAUAGCUUACAGUCCCAAAUUUCGCGAAGUCUUCGAUUACUUUCGAGCUGUUCUCACGCAUAAAGAAAAAUCACGUCGAGCGCUUGAGCUGACGGCAGACGCUCUUCGACUAAAUCCAGCUAAUUAUACAGUGUGGCAGUACCGGCGUGAUAUUUUAAGGGCGUUGGACUGCGAUCUGUACGAGGAGUUGAAUUAUUUGGAUGAAGUUAUACGUGACAAUGCGAAGAACUACCAGGUUUGGCACCAUCGACGUGUUAUUGUGGAAAUGUUAAAUGAUUCCUCAAAAGAACUGGAGUUGACUGAGAUAGCUCUGGAGCGCGAUAACAAAAAUUACCAUGCUUGGCAACAUCGGCAAUGGGCCAUAAAAACAUUCGAUCUCUUCGAAAAUGAACUAACAUUUGUGGACCGCCUGAUUGCGGAAGAUAUUCGUAACAACUCCGCAUGGAAUCAACGCUUUUUUGUACUUAAGCACUUCGGUUUUACUCCCGAAGUUGUGCAACGAGAGACUCAGUAUACAAUGAAUCGCAUACGCGUUGUAAAAAACAAUGAAAGUGCUUGGAAUUACUUAGGGGGAAUUCUAAGGCAAUGUGCAGAUGAGUCAUACAACCAAAACUCGGAUGUUUUAGCAUUUUGUGAAGAAUUGUACGCGAAUGGGGUACGUUCGCCGUAUCUUCUAGCAUUCCUAAUCGAUAUGUAUAGAGAGCAGUGCUUACAACAAAGUGAGACAGCUGAGUCUGAAGUGUUGUCGAGGAAAGUAUACAACCUUUGCAGCGACAUGUCUAAAACACAUGAUAUUGUGCGAAGUAAAUAUUGGCAAUAUGUUGCAGAUCAAUUAAAGUCAAAACUAUCGCAAAAGUGAGAAAGUGCAUUGCGGUAUUUUGGGUAUAGUCAUUAAGUCGAUAAUUUGGUUAAAUUUUUUACAACAUUUGUGUAUAAUAUAUUACUGUAUUCUUAUAAAAUAUUAAUAAAACACCUCGGAAAUUUCAA
Anastrepha obliqua is the source of this 1241-nucleotide messenger RNA. It is a transcript of the gene Fnta, whose product is annotated as protein farnesyltransferase/geranylgeranyltransferase type-1 subunit alpha. The coding region runs from base 139 to 1113 and encodes 324 amino acids. The transcript has 3 exons. Gene Ontology annotation, molecular function: CAAX-protein geranylgeranyltransferase activity; protein farnesyltransferase activity. Gene Ontology annotation, cellular component: cytoplasm; protein farnesyltransferase complex; CAAX-protein geranylgeranyltransferase complex. NCBI's taxonomy places the organism in Eukaryota, Metazoa, Arthropoda, Insecta, Diptera, Tephritidae. Gene Ontology annotation, biological process: protein farnesylation; protein geranylgeranylation. The record is from RefSeq and is a predicted model, not a curated record.